Messenger RNA from Lacerta agilis (Sand lizard), 1302 nucleotides. It is a transcript of the gene ABHD17A, whose product is annotated as abhydrolase domain containing 17A, depalmitoylase. Gene Ontology annotation, molecular function: palmitoyl-(protein) hydrolase activity. Gene Ontology annotation, cellular component: endosome membrane; plasma membrane. NCBI's taxonomy places the organism in Eukaryota, Metazoa, Chordata, Lepidosauria, Squamata, Lacertidae. The transcript is spliced from 4 exons. The record is from RefSeq and is a predicted model, not a curated record. The coding region runs from base 48 to 962 and encodes 304 amino acids. Gene Ontology annotation, biological process: protein depalmitoylation.
UGUGUGUGUCCCCCUCCCGAAACCGUGCCCCUGCCCCGCCGGUCACCAUGAACGGCCUAACGGUCAGCGAACUCUGCUGCCUCUUCUGUUGCCCGCCCUGCCCCGGGCGCAUCGCCGCCAAGCUAGCUUUCCUGCCUCCCGAGCCCACGUACACCAUCGUCCCCGAGCCGGAUCCCGCGGGGGGCUCUGGCAGCGCCUCCCCCCGAGGGGGAGCCAUGACCCGCUGGAAACUCCACCUGGCGGACCGAGCCGAUUUCCAGUAUGCCCAGCGGGAACUGGACACCAUCGAGGUGUUCCUGACCAAGAGCAGCCGGGGGAACCGUGUGGGGUGCAUGUAUGUCCGAUGUGUACCUGGAGCCAGGUUCACCGUCCUGUUCUCGCACGGCAACGCCGUGGACCUGGGCCAGAUGUGCAGCUUCUACAUCAGCCUGGGCACCCGAAUCAGCUGUAACAUCUUCUCCUACGACUACUCCGGGUACGGGGUCAGCACGGGGAAGCCCUCCGAGAAGAAUCUGUACGCCGACGUCGACGCGGCCUGGCAGGCUCUGCGCACCCGAUACGGGAUCAGUCCCGAGAACAUCAUCUUGUACGGGCAGAGCAUUGGGACGGUGCCCACGGUCGACCUGGCCUCUCGAUAUGAGUGUGCGGCUGUCAUCCUGCACUCGCCGCUCACUUCCGGGAUGCGGGUCGCCUUCCCGGAAACCAAGAAGACCUACUGUUUCGACGCUUUCCCCAACAUUGACAAAGUCUCCCGGAUCACCUCCCCAGUCCUCUUCAUCCACGGCACGGAGGACGAGGUGAUUGACUUCUCCCACGGCUUGGCCCUGUACGAGCGCUGCCCGAAGGCCGUCGAGCCGCUCUGGGUCGAGGGCGCCGGCCACAACGACAUUGAACUGUACAGCCAGUACCUGGAGCGCCUGCGCAAGUUCAUUUCGCACGACCUGGCCAGCCAGAACAACUGACGACCGCCCGUCUUGGUUUCUCGCCCUCUCCUCCUCCGGCGCCGGCGGGCGCGCGCACCUCGGUUGGGAGGGCCGGCGAGGAGGAUGGCGAGGGGCUCGCGGCUUUAGGACGGUGUUAACGAUCGCCAGUCCCUUUGCCCACCAAAGCGGGAGAGGACCCCUCAGUCCUCUGUUACAGAGGGGCGCCAGUCUUGGGUCUCUCUCGGGGGCAUUUCCUCCGACACCGGGAGCCGGUCGUUCGCCCCCCGCUGCCAUCUCUGACGUCGACGCCACGCGCCGAGCCGCCCCUCCCUGCGUGGCGCCUGCAGACUAGCCGUUUCCGCACAUCGCUGUCCUUUUU